Angiostrongylus costaricensis is the source of this 657-nucleotide messenger RNA. NCBI's taxonomy places the organism in Eukaryota, Metazoa, Nematoda, Chromadorea, Rhabditida, Metastrongylidae. The record is from the annotation of a GenBank genome assembly.
AUGACAGAAGUUGCCGAACGCUAUGUGGAACAAAUUCAGACAACAGUCGAAACAAUGCGAAGGCGUGUGCUUGCGUACUAUGAUGGUGUAUUCUUCAUUGGAAAUAAGCUCAUCACAGCAGCUGAACGGGCACGUGAUGUUGCUGAACCGGUCGCAUACGAUGUCAAGGAUUAUGUGAGUGGUUCCUGUGGCAUCGCAGGCCAUUCACCACACAUUUUCAGCGAUUCGAGAACGUUCUCAUGCUCAAUGAAAACGCUUUUUCAGGUGCUUAUGCUUGGUAUUUCGUCCGGUGAACUUGCUGGAGCAUUCGUUUUUCCACCCGUUUUAGAAUAUAUCUUCGAUUUAUACGUGGAAGUCAUUGUGUUAUUCCUUAUUCCUACAUACGUCUACUUGAACAUUCGAAAAAAUGCCGGUUUGUCAAUGGAUGACACUGAGCGACGUACCUGUUUGUUUGGAUUCUGUCUGGCGAGCGGAAUCUUGCUCGGACAUCUCAUCGGUGGCACGUUGACCAGCAUCGUACCUUCAGUCUUCUUCAUUCCACCUUUGUUACUCGCUCUAUUGGUAAGUCAAUGUAAAUCACAAAAUAAAAGCUGUUUUGGCAUUUUGCGAUCCAUGCUAAUGACAUAUGCUUUUACUUUUGUGAAUUCCAAAUUCUAA